Hepatospora eriocheir is the source of this 864-nucleotide messenger RNA. The record is from the annotation of a GenBank genome assembly. Lineage: Eukaryota; Fungi; Microsporidia; Hepatosporidae.
AUGAAAUGGGGCGCCAAUCAAAUCAGAGCCAGUUUUUUUAUUGAGUUAGAAAAUAGAUUUGGUGAAUCUAUUUCAGAUAAUAUUAAUCAACAAUAUAAAGAGAUUAUUUAUAGAAUUAUACAGAGAAGAGGUUUUUCAUUUCCAAUAGCCACAUAUGAAUUUUACAUAAUCUUAAAAACAAAAACAUUUAAUGAAUCUAAAUUAGAAAAAAUUACUAAUUUAGAUUUAAACACAAUUCAAAGUAAGUCUAACAGAUUGAAUUUUUUUGAAUGUUUUUUAUUAAGAUUUGUUCAUGUUUUAACAUAUCAACAUUAUAAUGAUUAUAAAUAUUAUAAAGAAGAAAAUAUAGAAUUUAUUAAUAUACUCAUAGAUUUGUUAAACGAGUAUAUUAAGUUUUAUUCGUAUUUUUUAAAAUUAAAGGAAGUGGUUAAUAUGAUAAACAAUGAUGACAUUGAAAAUUUACAAAGUACAAAAGAAGAAUUUAUUGAUUUAAUUGACAAAAAUUUUCUUUCUCGUUUUAAUUCUUUUACUGAAAAUGAGAAAUUAUAUAAAUGUAAGAAAUUUAUUGAAAGUAUAAACAAAUUUUUUAAAAUUGGUAAAUUUUAUCAACGUGAAAAAAUAGAAUAUUUUAUGGUAUUUGAAUACUUUGAAGACAUUUCAAAAUUACGUGGUAUUAAACUUGAUAAAAAUCAUAUGAAAAAAAUUUUUAAAUUAAUAAGUUAUAUGUAUCUCGGGUAUAUUCAUUCUUCAUGUGAAACAAAUUUGAUUUCAACAAGAAAUAGUUAUUUUGAGGCCGAAAAAAUAAAAGUUUUACGUAAUUUUAUUAAUUUAAUGAAUAGAGUUCCAUGGAAUAUUGAUCAAUAA